Messenger RNA from Encephalitozoon romaleae SJ-2008, 2067 nucleotides. RefSeq names its product White ABC transporter. The transcript has a single exon. NCBI's taxonomy places the organism in Eukaryota, Fungi, Microsporidia, Unikaryonidae. The record is from RefSeq and is a predicted model, not a curated record. Gene Ontology annotation, cellular component: plasma membrane. Bases 1 to 2067 code for a protein of 688 amino acids. Gene Ontology annotation, molecular function: ATP hydrolysis activity; ATP binding.
AUGAUGGAAAAUACUUCUGAGGUGAAUACUCAUGAUCUUGAUCUCAAAGAAGUUACGCUUGAGGUUCUUAAUCAGAAUGUGUCGUCUAAUGAAAAGUAUGCUAGACUUAUUAAUGGUUUAGAUGCAGGGUUUGAGUAUGGAAAGAUGUAUGCUUUCAUGGGAACGAGUGGAAGUAGUAAGACAACAACGAUGGAAGCUAUUGCAGGAGUAAUUCCAUAUGGAUCUCGAACCAGAGGAGAAAUCUUAAUAGACAGUAAGGAAAGAAAUGGUGAUGAGUGGGAAGGGAAAUCUGCGUAUGGAAGACAAGAAGGAUACACCAUUGAAGAGUUAACUGUUGAUGAGUUUAUUUACUACUCUACCGCCUUUUCCUUACCUAAUGAAAGUAAGGAAAAUAUCAAGAAAGCCAUGGAUGAAGUAUUGAACAGCCUUCUCGGAUUAGAGAAUGUCCGAAAUAACCGAAUGGAGAAUCUUUCAGGGGGAGAAAAAAAGAGGGUGGUCAUUGCAACGACUUUCAUGAAGAUGCUUUUACUUGAAGGAAAGCUGAAGGUAGCGCUUCUUGAUGAGCCAACCAGCGAACUUGAUUCUGGAUUAGCAAUGGAUGUAGCAAAGUUUCUCAAGGAUUAUGCCAGAAGAAGUGGUACUAUGAUACUUGUGACUAUUCAUCAGCCUGGACAUGGACUUUUUAAUACAUUUGAUGGCCUUCUGUUUAUGGACAAGGGGGUAAAGAUAUACUCAGGGCCUACUAGCGGUUUCAUGAAGUACUUGAAUUCCAAAGGGAUCUAUAAUACAAGCAAAGAGGAGACCGAUUUAGAAUUUAUAUUCGGGGUGUUCAAUGAAAAAUCUGAAAGAGGGAGGCUUUACAAAGAGAAAGUAGAACAGAUUAAAGAAGAGAGAAGGAAAGAAAAGAAAGAUAACGAAAGGUUUAAGGACUCAGUUGAUACACCCAUCAAUUUCAUACCCAACUUUUCAAAAGCCAUCUCUUUGGCCAAAAGACAGCUUAUUAUAGACUGGAGAAACUGGAAUCUCCCACAUGGAUUUAUCUCUACUAUCGUUCUAGCUUUCAGCUGUAUUUUAGUGGAAAAAUUUAUUAUUAGGCCGAAGUACAAUAUAGGCGAGAAAAGUUUCCUGGUAUACAUUAUGUUUAAGCUUUUUUCAGUACUUUUAUCAAGUAUUCCAAAUAGAUUAUUGAAUGGUGUUAGAUAUACUACUAAAGAAGUUUCCCGCGGUCUAUAUGAUGCCGCCACACUAUGGUUUUCAGCGUUGGUUAUGGAGAUCCUUUUGUCCAUUCUCCAAUUUGCAAUUUUCUUUGGGACUAUAUACUAUUUUGGGCUUGUUAAAAAGGAAGAAGCCUUUUUUUUGGGUAGCCGCUUCAUGAUGUCAGUUUUGGCGAAUAGUACAUUCCGUCUGAUAAUUUUAUCUAUAACUGACCCUUUGACAACCUUUGGAAGAAUUAUAGGGGUAUUUACGUCUCUCAUUCCCAUGAUUACUCUUGUGAUAUCGAUUAUUAGUUCUGUGAAAGCCAAGGUCUCGAAAACCUCAUCUGCCCCAACAUUUCUUAAGAAGUUUUUUGAGUCGUUGUAUGCUAUGCUUGUGCCGAAUGUCGUUAUUGACGGAGAUAUCUUCAACUACUGUUCUGAUAAAUUGAAUAAUGAAGCUACAGAAGUCCCAUCAUUACUUCGUACCAUUAAGAAGAGUAUCCCUAGUAAUAUCCUUAGUGAUGAAACAAGGGGAUUAUCUCAAUCCAAAAACGGAUUUGUCUUAUCUGCCAUGUUAUUGGUCUCACUGUUUGCACUUAGCCUCUUAGGCAUUUCUUUCUUGGACAGGAGAUUUACACCCUCUAUGCGCUACCAGCUUUCCAAUGAUAAGGUUGUGCCUGAUAGAAGUUUUAGGUCAAAGAUAAGGUCUCUUACUAAGGGCGUUUGGUUUAAACGAUUCCUAAUAACUCUUUUCACGAUUUUAAUAAUCCUAACGGUAACCUUUGCUCUUUAUAAAAAAGGCCUUCACUUCGAAACAACAGAUUCUUCUGAUAAUGGGGAAGUAUACAGAUCAACUCAACCCGUCAAGUAA